GCUGCUGCGGCGGCAGGAGGCGGAGGCUUGGCUAGGUCCCCUCCUCCGGGCCCGGCUCAGGGAGGAGCCCUAGCGACCCCGGCCCGGCACUGCACAGCGAGCGGCCGGGGACGGACAGCGAGCGCGGCCAGGCCCAGGCGACGGCGUCCGCCGAGCUGGGAAGGGGAAGGUCGCGAGCCCGCCGCCGCUGUCGCUGCAGUCGCCAUCCAUCCACUCCGUUCUUCCAGACGCCUGGCCCCUGGCCUUCGCGCGCCCAUGCAGCCCGGGAGCCCGGCGUGAGCGCUCCGGCCGGGCCUGGCUCCGGCUCCGGCUCUGGCUCCGGCCGCGGCUGCUGCUGCGGUUGCGGGGCGGCGGCCGCCGGGCUGGGCCGGGCCGGGCCAGGCCGGGGCCAUGCGCAGGGUGCACUAAGCGAUGCCGCGGGGACAGGGGCCGCAGCUCGCAGCCCCCUCCCCGCAUGGUCAUGGCGGCCCCCGGCCGCCCCCUGCUCCCGCGCCCGCCCCCGCCCGACUCGCUUUCUGCCUUUGCUUGGGGCUCUGCCUCGGGGGCCUCUCCGCCGCUCCAGACCCGGGCUGCCAACCCUGCGGCCUUGACUGCGACUGCACCCAGGGGCCAGGCAGUGCCUGCAGCGUCAACUGCUCCGGCCGCGGCUUGCGAGGGCUUGGGCCCGAGCUGCCCAUCCCGCCCGACGUGACUUCGCUGGACAUCUCGGACAACUUCAUCAGCACGUUAGAGACUGAGUUCUUUGAAAACCUCUCUUCCUUGGUACAACUAGACAUCAGCAACAACAAGAUUACAACACUAGAAGAAGGAUUAUUUGCUAAUUUAUUUAAUUUAAGUGAAAUAAACUUGAGUCUGAAUCCGUUUGUCUGUGACUGCAACUUGUCCUGGUUACCCGGUUGGGUGGAGGAACAGAAGGUCAGUGUGGUUCAGCUGAGGGAGACUCAGUGUGCCGAGCCAUCACACCUGGCAGAUGUCCCCAUCCUCAGUGUCUCCUUUGAUGGUACCUGUGAUGAGGAGUACAUUGCCUGCCUCCAAGACAAUAGCUCAAGCACCAUGGCUGUGGUUGUCUUCUCAGCUGCCCAUGAUGGUGUCCUGGCCCAGAAUAUUUGCAGUGCCUUCUGUUUUUCCAUUGGUCAGGAGUAUGGAGGUCUCUCAGAGGAGGGCUCCUGCUUCUGUGGUAAAGCACACUCCCCUAAUGCCUCCUCCAGCUGCCUCCUCUUCUGCUCUGGGCUUCCAGCAUCUCCUGCAGCAUGCCGGGUACCUAUUAUUCUCCACAAUGUCUUCCCUGCCUCCCUAGAAGCCUCGCUCUGGGGGCCUGAGGUCCCCCAGCCUGCUGGCCAUCCUGUGACCUUCAACGUAAGCACCCUACUGUCUGCUAACAACUUGCGCUGGGACUUUGGGGAUGGGACCUCGGCAUUGACCACGGGCCUUGCCGUAUCUCACCGAUUUAUUCUCCCUGGUCACUACAAUGUGACUGCUGAUCUGACCUUGGAAGCAAACACAGCCUUACUAUGGACAGAGGUGCAAGUAGAGGCUGUGCCCACAGAACUAGAGCUGCUGUGCCCAUCCUGGCUACAAAAUAACGAAAGCCUUGAAUUUGAUAUCCGGAACCGAGGGGGCACUGGACUCAGUGCCAUCUACAGCAUCAUGGCAGAGAGUGAGCAGCCUGCCCGAGUGGUCCACCCUCUGUGCCCCUCAAACACUGAUAUCUUCCCUGGGAAUGGUCACUGCUACCGUUUGGUAGUGGAGAAAGCUUCGUGGCUCCAGGCCCAGAGGCACUGUCAAGCCUGGGGUGGUGGAGACCUGGCCAUUGUAGGCAGCCCUGAAAUCCAGCACUUCCUGGUCUCCCAGGUCACCAGGAGCCUGGAUGUGUGGAUCGGCUUCACGGCCUUGUCGGGUCCUGGGGUGCCACCCCAUGGAGAGGCCUUCAGCCUGGAGAGCUGUCAGAACUGGCUGCCUGGAGAGCCGCACCCUGCCAAUGCCGAGCACUGUGUGCGCCUGGGCCCUGCUGGCCAGUGCAACACCGACCUCUGCACGGCCACCCACAGCUACGUGUGCGAGUUCCAGCCCACAGGAGUCGUGUCUAAUGCGGAGAAUUUCUUUGUGGGGGAUGGCAGCUGGGACCUAUCAGGGCCUGUGGUCCCCAUGGAAGAGCAGGAUGUCCUCUCUGCCCCAGGAUGUGAGACUGUAGAGGUAAUGAUUUUUCCUGGACUAGUGCUGCAGCAUAAAGGUUUUCUCACUGCUGCUGAGUUUUGGACUCAGGACCUUACACAGCCUGUACAAAUGAGGCUUCAGAUAUAUCGUCCUAUGGAAGGAGGUAUUCCAGAGAGCACUAGCAAACCUUCAUGCUCACCCUUAGACAACCAAACAUCGGUGCCCCUUGAGUGCUUGGCUGGGGAGUACUGGUGUCCCUUGGCAAAUAUGUGCUUGUCCCUGGACAGUCCUUGCAGCAUAUCACCCUGUGCUAAUGAUUCUUCCUCCAAACAAGACAACCAUUGGUCCAGCUACUACUCACUUUGGAGAGAGUUCCUGUUCUCCAUCCCAGCAGGCCCUUCCUUGCAAUACUCAGUAAGCUUCAGCAACAAGAAUAUCUCCUUGCUCCCUGGGGACCUCUUCAGUGUCCAGCAUGAUGCAGGCCCAGGUGCUCUCCUCCACCAUCUGUCCUAUCCUGAGACACUUUCCCACCAACAGCUCCAGCCUGAAUAUUUAAGUGCCAAUGUCUCAACUUGGCUGCCCAGCCUGCCUGCUCACCUCUCUGAAGUGUCUAGCCCCAAUGGCACCACUUGUGCCCUUCGUCUGCUCUUUGCUUCAGAACAGGUGACCCGUCUCCUUGGCCAGCUCAUUAACCCUGGGCUACAACACGUUGGGCACUACGUGGUUCAAGCUUCUGUGGACAAUAGCGUGUCCAGCCACAACUUGUCCUGUAGUUUUGAUGUGCUCUCGCCCGUAGUGGGACUCAGAGUCAUUCAUCCCACCCCCCAGGAUGGCCGGUUCUACGUGUCCACCAACUGGACUUACCUCGUGCUGAAGAUCAGCUCAGGGGUCAACUCCACAGCCAGUCAGCUGGGCAGCAACCAGAGUGUGCCCUUUGAAGCCUCCUGCCCUCCAGGGGUGGUCCAGCUGACAGCAGACUGUAUCCGGGAAACCAAUGACACCUGGUUUGCAUUACUUGAACUUGAUGGUCUUGGGGAGGAUGAAAGCCUAGUGGAGAUUGUGGCAGAAAACCAUGUGAGCCGUGAGAAUAUCAGCAUCCAGGUGAAGGCUGAGGAGCCUAUCCGGGGACUCAGUGCCACCCCAAACCCCCAGACCCGGGUGUUACAGAGCACCCUGGUGAGGUACAGCCCUAUAGUUGAUGCUGGUUCUGACGUCGUUUUUAAGUGGACCAUCGAUGACAAACAGUCUCUGACCUUCUACAACAUUGUCUUCAAUGUCAUCUACCAGAGUGCUGCUGUCUUUAAGCUCUCGCUGACAGCCUCCAACCACGUGAGCAACGUCACCGUGAACUACAAUGUCACAGUGGAGAAGAUGAAUAAGAUGAGAGACCUGGUGGUGUCUGAGGUUCCAGCCAUCAUUCCCCAGAACACCACGCUACAGCUUGGAGCUAGUGUCCAAGUGGACUCGGCUGUGGAAGUAGCUUUUCUGUGGACAUUUGGGGAUGGGGAGCAAGAGAGUGGUCAGUUCAAGCCCCCAUACAACGAGUCUUUUCUAGCUCCAGAGCCUGGUGUCCAUCAAGUGCUAAUCGAACACAAUGUCACACAUACCUAUCAUGUCCCAGGUGACUAUAACCUCACAGUGUUUGUGUUCAACACCUUUGAGAAUUUGACCCAGCAGUUGCCCCUGAGCGUGCGGGCUUCCUUGCCCCACGUCACCGUGGAGACAGACGGUGGCGCCCUGGUGGUGGGCCGCCCCAUCACCUUUACCCCACGCCCGCUGCCCUCUCCGACUGGGGUCUCGUACACGUGGGACUUUGGGGACGGCUCCCCAGUGGUGCUGAGGAGUGAGCCGGCAGUCAGCCAUGCCUAUGGGUACCGAGGGGUGUAUAACAUCAGCCUGAUGGUCAACAACACCGUGAGCAGUGUGAGAGCAGACCUCUCUGUCCGGGUCUUUGAGGAGAUUCGGGGCUUGCGCGUGAGCCCGAUUGCAGCCACAGAAAAGGGCAUGGCUGUCACUGUCAAUGCUUCAGUGGAAGCUGGGGACAACAUCACUUGGACCUUUGAUAUGGGAGACGGCACGGUCCUGACUGGCCCAGAGCCUUCUGUCCAGCAUGUCUACUUGCAGGAUGAGAACUGCACCCUCAGGGUGACCGCGGCCAAUCCUGUCAGCUCUGCCUCCCAGCUCCUGCCCGUCCACAUCUUUGUCCUGGAAGUGCUGAAGAUCGAGCCUGCAUCCUGUAUCCCUGAGCAGCCCGAGGUCCAGCUAACGGCCCACGUGACUGGGGACUAUACGCACUAUGUCUUUGACUGGACUUUUGGUGACGGCUCGUCCAAUGCCACUGUUCACGGUCACCCCACGGUCACCCAUAACUUCACCCGCAGUGGGACUUUCCCGCUCUCGCUGGUCCUGUCCAGCCUAGUCAACAAGGCCCAUUACUUCACCAGCGUCUGUGUGGAGCCGGAGGUCAGCAACGUCACCCUGCGCCCUGAGAGGCAGUUUGUGAAGCUUGGGGAGGAAGCCAGGCUGGAGGUACAGGCCUUCCCUCCGUUUUUCUACCACUUCUCCUGGGAUUUUGGGGCCAAUGACUCCGCCCGCUCAGGGGGCACAGAGGUGAGCUACACUUACAAGGUCCCCGGGAUCUACCUGGUCACAGUGACGGUGUCCAACAACGUGUCCUCAGACAAUGACACGGCCUUCGUGGAGGUGCAAGAGCCCGUGGGCAUCAGCAGCAUCGAGGUCAAUGGCUCACACGUGCUGGAGCUAAACCAGCCCUACCUGUUCUCAGUGAAGGGCAGCGGGAGCCCAGCCAGCUACAGCUGGGACCUGGGGGAUGGCCGGAGGCAGGAGAGCCCACAGGUUGUCCACGCCUUCAACUGCACGGGCACCUACACGGUCAGCGUGCUGGGCUGGAACGAGGUGAGUCACAGCGAAUCCCAACUCAACGUCACCGUCAAGAGGCGGGUGCAGGGCCUGAGUGUCAACGCCAGCCGGACCGUGGUGCCCCUGAAUGGCUCGGUGAGCUUCAGCACCACGCUGCAGGCGGGGAGCGACGUGCACUACUCCUGGGUCCUGUGCGACCGCUGCACUCCCAUCCCAGGCUCCUCCACCAUCUCAUACACGUUCCGCUCUGUGGGCACCUUCAACAUCAUUGUCACAGCCGAAAACGAGGUCAGUUCCCUGCAGGACAGCAUCUUCAUCUAUGUGCUGCAGCAGAUUGAGGGGCUUCAGAUGCUGGGCACGGGGGACCGGGACUGCUUCCCUACCAACCGCACUCUCCAGCUGCAGGCUGCAGUGAGGGAUGGCACCAACAUCUCCUACAGCUGGACAGUGCAGCAGGACGGCACUCUCAUCCACGCUGCCCAGGGCAAGGUCUUCCCACUGACCAUCCCUGAGGCUGGCACGUACCACGUCCAGCUGAGGGCCGUCAACAUGCUGGGGAGUGCUGUGGUCAACAGGACGUUCGAGUUUGUGGAGAACGUGGGGCAGCUGGCCCUGUCUGCCUCCCCCAACCCCGUGGCUGUGAACACGUCUGUCAACAUCAGCGCCGCGCUGUCCAGCGGCACGGGGAUCACCUAUGUCUGGCUCCUGCAAGAGGGAGUCCAGGUGGAAGCUGCUGACCCGUCCAUCACCCACUCGUUCCCUAGCCCUGGGCUGUGGGCAGUCACUGUCGUAGCCAAGAACCCACUCAGCUCAGUCAACGGCACGAUCUUCGUGGAUGUGCAGGAGCCCGUGGCUGGCCUCGGUGUCAGGUGUGGGGAGUUGGGCCACAGUUUUGUGGUCUCUGGUUCUGCCGUUCACUUCUGGGGGGAUCUGGAGCACGGGAGCAAUGUGAGCUGGUCGUGGGAGGUGCUAGACAGUACCAAGAGUGGCCAGAGAAUGACGGAAGUCUUCCCCAAUGCCGGUGCCUUCUCCAUCCGCCUGAACGCCUCCAAUGCUGUCAGCUGGACCGCAGCCAGCUGCAACAUCACCGUGGAGGACCCCAUCCAGGGUCUGGAGCUCUGGGCGAGCAGCCGGGUGGUAGAACCAGGGGAAAGGGUCCAUUUCAGCAUCCGCCUGGCCUUGGGCUCGGAUAUCAGUUAUCGGCUCCUGAUUAGUGGGGGGGCCCCCACGGCUCUGGGCGGACCCAACUUCUCCCAUAGUUUCCCCAAAGUGGGCGACUAUAUGGUGACUGUGCAGGCGGAGAAUCAUGUGAGCUGGGAGCAGGUCCAGGUGCGCAUAUCGGUCCUGGAAGCCAUUGCAGGGCUGCAGAUUGUGGGCUGCUGUGAGCUUGGUAUACCGACAGGUGGGGAGAGGAACUUCACAGCCCGAGUGCAGAGGGGGUCACGUGUCUCAUACGCCUGGGAUUUCUCCCUACAGAAGGUGCAGGGGGACUCCCUCGUCAUCCUCUCCGGCCGAGAGGUGGCUUACACCCCUGUGGCCGCUGGCCACCUGGAGAUCCAUGUCCGUGCCUUCAAUGACCUGGGCAGUGUGAACCUCACCAGGACCAUCGAGGUUCAGGACCUCAUCCAAGCAGUGGAUCUCCAUCCCGGGAGCUGCUUCACAAACCGGUCAGCCCAGUUUGAGGCAGCCACAAUGCCCAGCCCCCGGCGGGUCUCCUAUCACUGGGAUUUUGGAGACGGGUCUCAGGCCCAAGUGACUUCCACGCCCUUGUCCAACCACACUUACCUGCUUCCUGGGGACUACCACAUCCAGGUCAACGCCUCCAACCUGGUUAGCUUCUUGGUGGCCAAGGCCACGGUGACAGUGCGGGUGCUGGAGUGUGAGGAGCCGGAGGUGGAGGUGGCCCUGCCCACCCAGGUGGUGAUGCGGAGGUCUCAGCGCAGUUAUCUGGAGGCGCACAUCAACUUGCGGGGUUGUGUCACCUACCAGACUGAAUACCACUGGCAGGUGUACCGGGCGGCCAGCUGCCUCCACUACCGGCGCUCCGCCCACGUGCCCCUGCCCGGCGUGGACGUGAGCCGGCCUCAGCUGGUGGUGCCGCGGCUGGCCCUGGCCGUGGGCGACUACUGCUUUGUCUUUGUGGUGUCCUUCGGCGAUACGCCCUUAUCCCGCAGCAUUCAGGCCAAUGUCACUGUGACGCCUGGCCGGCUGGUGCCCAUCAUUGACGGGGGCUCCUACAGAGUCUGGUCCAACACACGGGAUCUGGUGCUCGAUGGCGGCAAAUCUUAUGACCCCAAUCUAGAGGAUGGUGACCAGACCCUCCUCAGCUUUCACUGGGCCUGUGUCUCUUCCUCCAAGAGUCACCCCGGAGGGUGUCCCUUAAACUUUGGCCCCCGAGGAAGCAGCAUGAUCACCAUUCCAAAAGAGCGGCUUGAGGCUGGCGUGGAAUAUACAUUCAACCUGACUGUCUGGAAGGCAGGAAGAAAGGAAGAAGUGACCAAUCAGACGGUGCUGAUCAGGAAUGGCUUGGUGCCCAUUGUGUCUCUGGAAUGUGUUUCCUGCAAAGCACAAUCAGUGUAUGAAGUGAGCAAGAGUUCCUACGUCUACCUGGAGGGAACCUGCCACAACUGCAGCAGUGGCUCUAAGCGAGGGCGAUGGGCAGCCCAGACAUUCAGCAACAAAUCCCUAGUACUGGAUGAGUCGACAACAUCGACAGGCAGCUCAGGCAUGCGACUGGUUCUGAGGCGAGGUGUGCUGCGCGAUGGCGAGGGCUAUACCUUCACCCUGACUGUAUUAGGCUGCUCCGGGGAGGAAGAAGGAUUUGCUUCCAUUGACCUCUUCCCCAAUCGCCCUCCUAUUGGGGGCUCUUGCCGUCUUUUCCCCCAUGAGGCCGUCAAGGCUCUCACCACCAAGGUUCACUUUGAAUGUACAGGCUGGCGGGACACAGAGGAUGAGGAUGCCCCACUGGUGUAUUCCUUGCUUCUGCGGCGCUGCCGUCAGGGAUACUGUGAGGAGUUCUGCAUCUACAAAGGCAGUCUCUCUGCAUAUGGAGCUGUGUUGCCCCCUGGUUUUAAGACCCACUUUACUGUGGACCUCUCUGUGGUGGUGCAGGACCAGUUAGGUGCUGCUGUGGUGGCCCUGAACAGGUCUCUGCUUAUUACCUUGCCUGAGCCUUCUGCUGGCUUCCACUGUCUUACCCAUUGGCUGUACAGUCUGACUGAGACAGUCCUUCCCGGGCUGGUGAAACAGGCUGACCCCCAGCAUGUCAUCGAGUACUCCUUGGCCCUCAUUACCGUCCUCAAUGAGUAUGAACAGGUGACAUCUUCAGAGGAAGAAGCCAGUCACGAGAGGCAUCUCCGGGUGCUCAUGCGAAGAAACAUUACUGAGAUCCUUGUCUCCCUUCGUGUCAAUACUGUGGAUGAUAUUCAGCAGAUUUCAGCCGCCCUGGCCCAGUGCACAGUAGCAAGUAAGGAAUUUGUAUGCCAUUCUUGCCUGAAGAAAACCCUGAACAAGCUGGAGAACAUGAUGGCCAUCCUGCAAAACGAGACCACGCAAGGCACAGUGACCCCCACGGCCAUUGCUGACAACAUCCUCAACAUUACCGGUGACCUCAUUCACCUGGUGAACUCAGAUACCCAGGGCCUGGAGCCUACAGAACUCUACAGCAAACCCCACACCCUUCUAGUGGCCUUCAAGGCUUAUAACCUGUCAUCUGACCUGAUGAGAAUCCUCAUGAAGUCUCGAGUGCUGAACGAGGAACCGCUGACCCUGGCGGGGGAAGAGAUCGUGGCUCGGGGCAAACGUUCAGACCCCUUCAGCCUGCUGUGCUAUGAGAACACCUCUGAUUGCCAGUUUUCCAUACCACCUGCUUUCAACAGCACCUUCUCUGACCUCACUGAUGUCAUCCAGCUCAUCUUCCUUGUGGACUCCAACCCCUUCCCCUUUGGCUACAUCAGCAACUACACGGUUUCCACUAAAGUGGCCUCUAUGGCCUUCCAGACUCAGGCAGGGGCCCAGAUCCCAAUAGAGCGACUGGGCUCCGAGAAGGCCAUUACCGUCAAGGUGUCCAACAACACCAGCGGAGGUGGCGGGGACAGAGUCCUUUCCACCAGCACUGCCAUCAUCCAGCCCCGGACAUCUGUCAGCGCCAUCAUUGCCCCCGAAAACCACAACCCUGAGGCCGGCCUGCACUUCCAGCUUACCUACACGGUGCUGAAUGAGCGGUAUCUGUCUGAGGAGCCUGAGCCCUUCGUUGCUGUCUAUCUGCACUCGGCCCCGCAGCCCAAUGAAUACAACUGCACAGCCAGCAAGAAGAUUGGAUUGAAGGCAUUGACUGGAGGCGACCACAGGCUUUACACCUUCUUCAUCUCUCCUGGGACGGAUGAUACAACAGCAAGUUACUACCUGAAUAUGACCAGUCAUUUUCAUUGGUCUGAGGUAGAAGUGACGGUGGGUCUUUACACGUCACUUUGCCAGUAUUUCAAUGAGAAGGAGAUGAUGUGGAAAACAGAGGGCAUCGUACCUCUGGAAGAGACCUCCCCGAGCCAGGCCGUCUGUCUCACACGUCACCUCACAGCCUUCGGUGCUAGCCUGUUUGUUCCUCCCAGCUCCAUCCAAUUCAUCUUCCCUGAGCCAGCUCCAGGCAUCAACUAUAUAGUUCUCCUGACUUGUGCUGUGUGCCUGGCCACUUACGCAGUGACAGCUUUGAUUGUCCACAAGCUGGACCUGAUGGACGUCAGCCGAGUGAGCAUCAUCCCCUUCUGUGGGAAGAAUGGUCGCUUCAAGUAUGAGAUUCUUGUCAAGACUGGCUGGGGCCAGGGCUCAGGCACAACAGCCCACGUGGGUAUCACCCUCUACGGGGCAGAUGGCCGAAGUGGACACCGGCACCUGGACGGAGAGAGUGCUUUCCACCGAAACAGUCUGGACAUCUUCCAGAUUGCUACCCAGCGCAGCCUUGGAAGCGUGUGGAAGAUCCGAGUAUGGCAUGACAACAAAGGGCUUAGCCCAGCCUGGUUCCUGCAGCACAUAAUUGUCCGGGAUCUACAGACUGGCCGAAGUGCCUUCUUCUUGGUGAAUGAUUGGUUGUCUGUGGAGACUGAGGACAAUGGGGGCCUGGUGGAGAAGGAAGUCCUAGCAGCAAGCGAUGCAACUCUGCGCAGGUUCCCAAGGCUGCUGACAGCAGAACUCCAGAGAGGCUUCUUUGAGAAGCACAUCUGGCUCUCGUUGUGGGACCGCCCCCCACGGAGCCGCUUCACACGGGUCCAGCGUGCCACCUGCUGUGCCCUCCUCAUCUGCCUCUUCCUGGGGGCCAAUGCUGUGUGGUAUGGAGUUGUAGGAGAUGUCAAUCACAGCAAUGUGCCCAUGUCCAGCCUGAUCCCAUUAAGUGUGGACACAGUAGCUGUUGGCCUGGUAUCCAGUGUGGUGGUCUACCCCCUCUAUCUCGUUAUCCUGUUUCUCUUCCGAAUGUCCCGGAGCAAGGCUUUUUCUGGACAAACUAAAACAGACUUGUUUCUGGAUGAUUCUAAAAGCCUGAUGCAGUGGCAGUCCAGCGAUGGCACUCUCAGCUGGCCAGACCUUCUCAGUGACCCUUCCAUCAUGGGUAACACCCUUCAGAGGCUGGUGCGGGCCCGGGCUGGGAACACUCAGGGCCUGGAGGUCAUGGAAGAAGAUGGUCUCUCCCUGGGCAAUCCCCCUCCCCAGACUAAGUACUUCUCCACCUCAGAUGAAGAUCUGAUCCGACAGAUACUUGCUGAGGGGGCCAACAGCAUUGCUUCUGUGAGAGACACCCACCUGGAGACUGAUCUACUCACUGGCCUGUCUGGUUCUCUGGGGGCAAAAACGGAGACACUGAUGUUACAGAGGUUGAAUGAGAAGGGUCUUUCCACCAUGGCCGCCCCCCAGGAACUGGCCCAGUCAGCAAAGUUCACCAGAGAAGGGCCGGCUGAGGGUCUGCAGAAGCGGCUCCUUCCUCCCUGGUGUGCCCCCCUCGCCCAUGGGCUCAGCCUCCUGCUCGUGUUGGUGGCCGUGGGCGUCUCGGGCUGGAUCGGCACCGACUUCACUUCUAGCGUCGGCGUCAUGUGGCUCAUCUCGGGCAUCUUUAGCUUCCUGUCCUCAUUCCUGGUCUGGGAACCUCUCAAGGUGCUGCUGGAAGCCCUCUACUUCUCCCUGGUGGCAAAGCGACUCCAUCCAGAGGAGGACGACACUCUGGUGGAGUGUCCAGCUGUGGAGCCCGUGUGUGAGCGGAUCCCCCGAGUACGGCCCCCCCAGGGCUUUGCGCUCUUUCAGGCCAAGGAGGAGGCUCGUAAAGUCAAGCUUCUGCACAGGAUGCUCAAGAAUUUUCUGGUAUAUAUGCUGUUCCUGCUGGUGACCCUCCUCACUAACUAUGGAGAUGCCUCAAGCCACACCCAUGCUUACCGUCUGCAGAGCUCCAUCAAACAAGAGCUGGACAGCAAGGCCUUCCUGGGGAUCACCAGGUCAGAUGAAUUCUGGGUGUGGAUGUCACGGGUGCUGCUCCCCUACGUCCAUGGGAACCAGUCUGCCCUGGAGUUGGGGCCCCCACGUCUUCGGCAGGUUCGGCUACAGGAAGUACUCUGCCCAGAUGCUCUGGGAACUAUGAGAAGAAUGUGCACCACAUCCGGCAGUUUCAGUACCCAGGAUUAUGAGGUUGGCUGGGAAAGCAGCUCCCCAAACGGAACGAGGGCCUGGGCCUACUCAGCACCUGACUUGGCAGGGGUCUGGUACUGGGGUUACUUCUCUGUCUACGACAGUGGAGGCUACAUCCAGGAGCUGGGAGUCAGCCUGGAGGAGAGUCGAGAAUUGCUGAGCUUCCUACAGCGGCAUAAUUGGAUUGACAACAUGAGCCGUGCGGUGUUUGUGGAGCUCACCCAGUACAGCCCGGCUGUAGGGCUCCAUGCUGCGGUCACGCUGCGCCUGGAGUUCCCGGUGUCUGGACGAGCGCUGACGGCCAUCAGCGUCCGGCCCUUCCCCCUACAGCGGCUCAGUGCAGGCGUCACCCUGCAGUUGCUGAUGAUGGUUUUUCUGAUGCUCUUUGUCGUGUACUUCGUGGUGGCCGAGGCCCUGGCCAUGCAGAAGGAAGGCCAGGCCUACCUGGUCCGUGCAGGAGCCUGGAGCCAGUGGCUGCUGAUCCUCUUGACCACAGCCACUGUGCUCAUCCACCUGAGUCAGCUGAGCCUGGCUGACCAGCAGUGGGGCCGUUACCUGAAACGCCGUCCUCAUCACUUCACCAGCUUCUACCAAGUGGCCCAGCUCAGUUCAGCCUUUGCCAGCCUGGCUGCGUCCCUGCUUUUCCUGCUGAUGAUCAAGGCUGCCCAGCAACUUCGCUUCAUCCGUCAGUGGUCAGUGUUUGGGAAAACCCUCUACCGCUCAGUGAGAGAGCUGGUGGCAGCUGGCUUGGCGCUCCUGGUGUUGGCCAUUGCCUAUACCCAACUAGGCUUCAUGCUGUUUUCUUCCUGCGCCGACUCUCUCAGAAGCAUGGGCUGGGACCUCUUUCUGCUGUGCCCAGCGGGUGGGGACCCCCAUUUGUGCCCCUCGGAGCCCUGGCGUCUCUCACCCUUGCUCUGCACCAGCCUCACGGUGCUGCAGCUGUGGGGGGCUCUGCGGCUGGGGGCCGUUGUGCUGCGGAGGCGCUACCACGCCCUUCGGGGCGAGCUUUACCGCCCAGCAUGGGAGCCCCAGGACUAUGAGAUGGUGGAGCUAUUUCUGCGUCGCCUGCGCCUCUGGAUGGGUUUCAGCAAGGUCAAGGAGUUUCGACAUAAGGUCCGGUUUGAAGGCAUGGAACCUCUGCCCUCACGCUCAUCAAGUGACUCCAAAUCAUCUCAGGACGUGUCCCCACCGAGUGCUGGUUCCGACACCUCACGCCCAUCCACCUCCUCCAGUCAGCUGGAUGGGAUGAGCCUGCUGAUGGGCCGCGCGGGGGCCCGGGGAGACCCUGAACCGGAGCCCUCUCGCCUCCUCUCAGUCUUUGAGGCUCUGCUAACUCAGUUCGACCGCCUUAACCAGGCCACAGAGGAGGUGUACCAGUUGGAACAGCGGCUGCAGGGUCUACAAGACCAGAGAUCCAGUGGCCAUUUGGCCAGGCCGCCCUGGGGCCCUGGCCUUCCUACCCCUUCACCUUCUGCGGGUCCAUCCCUAGGGAUCCAGACCACUCUGCCAGCCAGGAUUGCACGGGCCAGCAGGGGUAUGGGUGUGGCAGCUGCCCAUUCUUCUUCCAGCUCACCUCUUGUAAGGGCAUCGAUAAGGGCAAAGAACAGGAUCCACCCCAGCCUUACAUAGAGAGGGACCUGGUCAGGGUGGAGUAGGAGCCUUCGGUACUAUUACGGCUCCUGCCUGAAUCCCUAAUGUCAGACCACUUCCCAGGGUACCUCCUUUGGCCCCCCCUCCAACCCAGCGGUUCCUUCCCUUGGGAUUUGGACUGUAGCUUGUCCCUGGCUACAGCCCCUUAUACCUGAAGCAGGGAUGCCUCUCAGUAUUAAGCUCUCUUACCCAGGGGUUCUAGCUUACCUUCCCACCCCCCACCCCCCAGUAAUGAUGUACUUGGGCCCAGGGGUUAUGGGAAGGAAGAACCAAUGGCACCCAGAUUCCCCAGCAUGGCCUCUCUAGCCAGGAACGCCAAGCCCUGGGUGGAGGGGCUCCAAAACUCAGCACUUUAACGGAGGCUUUAACAGGCAGGGACCCAAGUAUUCUCAGCACUCCAGAAUAGGGCUGGGGUAAAAAACAGUAUUGGAUUUUUCUAGGCCUAAAACGAAAUAAGUGAGAACCAAAGGUGUGACCAUCACGUGUAGGGGAGGUGGGGGGCUCACUGUGGUGAUGGUAGCUGUAGGGAAGUCAGGUCCCUUAGGAUGGAGGAACAGAUUCCCCUCCCCUGAUCCUCAUGUGUCUGAAGUAGAACAUGGGGGUGUGGCGCGGGGAGACUAGAUGGAGGUUGGGGCCUUUGAGGGCUAAGGAUUCAGCCCCUCAUUCCCUAAUUUAUUACCUGGGCCCUCCCUCAGGUACAGCGGGGCUGUGCCUGCCCCACCUCCCCCAGUGGCAGGCACCUCCUCCUCACAUGAAGGGCACCCCAGCCUGCCUCCCCCAAUCCCUAAGUUAUUGUCACCCCCUACACUUACAUUCCAGCCACUGUCUCACCAUGUAUAUGUAUAUUGUCAGUAAUUUAUACGGGGUUAAAAUGUAUAUAUUUUUGUAUGUCGCUAUAUUUUCAUAGCACUGGGGUGAGGGGAGAGCCGUAGCACAUGUAGUUGAGCCUCUCCCCUCCCGCCAAUUAUUUAAAGUGAUGUUCCGAGGGCACAGCCCUCACCGAGUUUGCUGUAUAUAAAGUGUUAGUGGUGUGUGUGGAUGUCCCAGAGCCGAGGGGCCCCAUGCCAGGGCCACGGGUUUCCGGUGGGCUUCAAAGACUUGGGAUGAAGGAGUAGCUCGGAGGCCAGAGGGGCAGGACCCAGGUCAGCGAGCUAGGGUCAGGGUGUAGAGCAGGUAAUGCGGGGUGGGGGUUGGUUUCUCGUGGGAGACCUGGGAACUGGGACGGGGAACUGUUACUUCUGCUUGUUGCACAUUAACCUGGCCUGGGGGGCCGGGUCCAGCCUGGGGAGGGAGGGGAGAGGAUAUAGAGAUCCUUUUUUACAGGCUUAUUUGUCCUACCCACCUGCUCAAAAUGAUUGGGAAAGGAGGAAGGGAUUAGAGUAGGAGGCCCCCAGACAAUAACUUUGCUUUAAGCCACAAAAUGGAGAGAUGGGCAAGAAUCCUUAAGUGCCAAAAGUGUGAUGGAGUUAGGGGUGUGUGUGUGCGUGUGUGUGUGUGUGUGUGUCCAUGCAUGUGUGUACACAUGCCUGUAUAAUAAUGUGUGAGAGACAAGCAACAGUUGCCAUAAUUACUGAAACCCCUUUAAGAAAGACAUGCCCAGGAUGCACUGUACAGGAAAAAGGGCCUUAUUCCUUGGGAAUGAGGCUAACAACAUGCACCUGCUCCCUAACACCGGGGAAGCAGGGGAGGGGGUCCA
Molecule: messenger RNA, 15043 nt
Organism: Sarcophilus harrisii (Tasmanian devil)
Lineage: Eukaryota; Metazoa; Chordata; Mammalia; Dasyuromorphia; Dasyuridae
Gene: PKD1
Product: polycystin 1, transient receptor potential channel interacting
Exons: 45
Coding region: 412-13326 (4304 amino acids)
Biological process (GO): kidney development
Cellular component (GO): membrane
Molecular function (GO): protein binding
Source: RefSeq, a predicted model, not a curated record